CUGUAUAAAUAGCACAGGGGGGAGGGAGGAGGGGGCAGAACCACCAUUGCAGAGAUUCCAUCCGCCUCCACAUUAAAUCCCAGCUUUACUCUCGGGAACACUGAGCCGAACCGGAGUUGAUCACCGUAAACCCACAGGAACCUCAGCUCAGCCGCUAACGGAUUGUUCCCACUCACAGUACAAUCCCUUCUCCAUUCCGGUGAAAGAUGUCGGCCAAAGGCAAGGGAGCAAGGCCUGGAUACAGAGGUUCCAUUAAAGCGUUCCCGAAUUUUGACGCCAAUCAGGAUGCGGAGAAUUUGUAUCAAGCGAUGAAAGGAUUUGGCAGUGACAAGGAGGCCAUCUUGGAGCUGUUGACAUCCAGGUCCAACAACCAACGCCAGAAGAUCCUCAUCAGCUACAAGACGCUCUUCGGGAGGGACCUGAUUGAUGACCUGAAGUACGAGCUGACGGGGAAGUUCGAGCGGCUGAUCGUGGGGCUGAUGAAGCCGCCGGCCGUGUACGACGCCAAAGAGCUGAGAGACGCCAUUGAGGGGAUGGGGACGGAUGAGAAGUGCCUGAUUGAGAUCCUGGCAUCCAGGACCAACAGCCAAAUACACCAGCUGGUCUCCGCCUACAACGAGGUAUAUGAGUCGGAUCUGGAGGCUGACAUUGUUGCUGAUACCGCGCAACAUUUCAAGAAGAUGUGUGUUGUUCUGCUUCAGGGGACCCGUGAGGAAGACGAUGUGGUCAGUGAGCACCAGGUGGCAGAAGAUGCAAAGGAGCUGUUCGAGGCGGGGGAGGAGCAGUGGGGCACAGAGGAGAGCACCUUCAUCACCAUCCUUGGCAACCGCAGCAAACAGCACCUCCAGCUCGUGUUUGAUGAGUACAGUCAGAUUGCUGGGAAGGACAUUGAGGAGAGUCUGUGUGGGGAGCUGUCCGGGGACUUCGAGAAGCUGAUGCUGGCGGUGGUGAGGUGUGUACGGAACACUCCGGAAUAUUUUGCCAAAAGACUGUACAAAGCGAUGCAGGGAAUGGGGACCUGUGACAACACGCUGAUCCGUAUCAUGGUGUCGCGGAGUGAGCUGGACAUGCUGGAUAUCCGGGAGGAAUUUCGCAACAAGUACGAGGAGUCUCUGUACCAGACCAUCCGGGGUGACACCUCCGGUGUGUACAAGAGAGCCCUUCUCAGGCUGUGCGGGGGCGAUGACAAUGUCGCUGGUGAGUUCUUCCCGGAAGCAGCACAGUUCGCCUAUCAGACAUGGGAGCUCAGCGCCUCCAUGCAAGUGCAGAUGAAGGGGACGGUACGAGACGCUGUGGGUUUCCAGCCUGAAGUGGACGUCAAGGCUCUUCGCAAAGCCAUGAAGGGGUUCGGCACAGAUGAAGACACCAUUAUUGACAUCGUGACGCGGAGGAGCAAUGCCCAGCGGCAGCAGCUCAGGCAGCAAUUCAAGUCCCAGCUCGGCCGGGACCUGAUGGCGGACCUGAAAUCUGAGUUGGGCGGAAACUUAGGGCGAGUGAUCCUGGCACUGAUGAUGCCACCAGAGCAGUUUGACGCCAAGCAACUGCGUAAAGCCAUCGAGGGUGUGGGCACUGACGAGCGGGCGUUGAUCGAAAUCCUCACCACGAAAACCAACACGGAGAUAAACCGGCUCAGAGAGGCGUAUACAGAGGGCUAUCACCGAAGCCUGGAGGAGGACAUCGAGUCCGACACGUCCGGUCACUUCCAGCGGCUCUUGGUCUCCCUGGUGCAGGGGAACCGUGAGGAGGGGGACGCUGACCUGACCCGAGCCAUGGAGGACGCAAAGGUGCUGUCUGGAGCUGGUGAUGACGACUCCGAUUCAAUGGAAUCAAAGUUUAUCAGUGUUCUGUGCACCAGGAGCUUCCCCCACCUCAAGAGAGUGUUUCAGGAUUACAUUAAACUAACCAACCGCGACAUCGAGCAAACCAUCAGGAACGACAUCUCCGGGGACCUGAGGAACUCUCUGUACGCCAUCGUCCGUUGUAUUAAGAAUAAACCAGUGUUCUUUGCUGAUCGCUUGUACAAGUCAAUGAAGGGCGCUGGGACGGAUGACAAGACCCUUAUCCGGAUUAUGGUGUCCCGAAGCGAGAUUGAUUUACUGAACAUCCGCAAGGAGUUUAAGGACAUGUUUGACAUCUCGCUCCACGCCUGCAUCGAGGGAGACUGCUCGGGCGACUACUCCCGGGUCCUGCUCACGCUGUGUGGAGGAGACAAACACUCAGGAACGGUAUCUGUCACCAGGUGUGGGCUGUCGGUCGCUGUGUGGAUGAUCCAGGGCUCUGAUGGGACGAGGCCAGUGGGGGCGCUGGGCAAGGCCACCAGCUCCAGUGACAUGCUGCUGAAGCUGGCUCGUACCACCCCUUACUACAAGCGUAACCGCCCCCACAUCUGCUCCUUCUGGGUCAAAGGCGAGUGCAAGAGAGGAGAGGAGUGUCCCUACAGACACGAGAAGCCCACGGACCCUGACGACCCUCUGGCUGACCAGAACAUUAAGGACCGUUAUUACGGCAUCAAUGACCCGGUGGCUGACAAGCUGCUGAAGCGAGCGGCCACCAUGCCCGGCUGGACCCCCCGAGGACAGGAGCAUCACCACCCUGUAUGUGGGGGGGCUCGGAGAGCAGAUUUGAAUCACUUUUACCAGUUUGGGGAGGUCCGGUCGAUCACGGUGGUGCAGAGACAGCAAUGUGCCUUUAUACAGUUUGCCAGUAGACAGGCCGCAGAGCUCGCUGCUGAGAAAUCCUUCAACAAACUCAUCAUCAACGGCCGCCGGCUCAACGUCACAGGCCGCGCGGGGGAAGGAGAAGGACGGGAGCCCGGAGUCGGGAUGAAGCUGGAGCCGGUGCCGGGGCUGCCAGGAGUCCUGCCGCCCCCCGUCUCAGUGGAGGAGGAAACUCCCCCCAACUUCUUCAACCUGCCGCCCAGCGCCCCGGCCACGGUGAUGAACAUCUCGUUACCCCCUCCACCACCCGGGUUCGGGCCCACAGUCUUCCACUCUAUGCCUCCGCCACCUCCACCUUUCCUCCGGGCCCCGGGCCCCAUCCACUACCCCUCCCAGGACCCCCAGCGCAUGGGAGCUCACACGAACAAGCCCAACAACGUGUCAGGGUUGGAAGGCGGACUGCGCAAACACUGCCGAACUCACCGCCUGCCCUGGGGCUGCGUUCACAGGGGCCGGGAAGCGGGAAAGAUCCUCUCCCUCUCCACAGCCGAUUGGAGUUUGGAAAAAGUCACAGAUUGUUCCCACUCACAGUACAAUCCCUUCUCCAUUCCGGUGAAAGAUGUCGGCCAAAGGCAAGGCAGUGACAAGGAGGCCAUCUUGGAGCUGUUGACAUCCAGGUCCAACAACCAACGCCAGAAGAUCCUCAUCAGCUACAAGACGCUCUUCGGGAGGGACCUGAUUGAUGACCUGAAGUACGAGCUGACGGGGAAGUUCGAGCGGCUGAUCGUGGGGCUGAUGAAGCCGCCGGCCGUGUACGACGCCAAAGAGCUGAGAGACGCCAUUGAGGGGAUGGGGACGGAUGAGAAGUGCCUGAUUGAGAUCCUGGCAUCCAGGACCAACAGCCAAAUACACCAGCUGGUCUCCGCCUACAACGAGGGGACCCGUGAGGAAGACGAUGUGGUCAGUGAGCACCAGGUGGCAGAAGAUGCAAAGGAGCUGUUCGAGGCGGGGGAGGAGCAGUGGGGCACAGAGGAGAGCACCUUCAUCACCAUCCUUGGCAACCGCAGUAAACAGCACCUCCAGCUCGUGUUUGAUGAGUACAGUCAGAUUGCUGGGAAGGACAUUGAGGAGAGUCUGUGUGGGGAGCUGUCCGGGGACUUCGAGAAGCUGAUGCUGGCGGUGGUGAGGUGUGUACGGAACACUCCGGAAUAUUUUGCCAAAAGACUGAACAAAGCGAUGCAGGGAAUGGGGACCUGUGACAACACGCUGAUCCGUAUCAUGGUGUCGCGGAGUGAGCUGGACAUGCUGGAUAUCCGGGAGGAAUUUCGCAACAAGUACGAGGAGUCUCUGUACCAGACCAUCCGGGGUGACACCUCCGGUGUGUACAAGAGAGCCCUUCUCAGGCUGUGCGGGGGCGAUGACAAUGUCGCUGGUGAGUUCUUCCCGGAAGCAGCACAGUUCGCCUAUCAGACAUGGGAGCUCAGCGCCUCCAUGCAAGUGCAGAUGAAGGGGACGGUACGAGACGCUGUGGGUUUCCAGCCUGAAGUGGACGUCAAGGCUCUUCGCAAAGCCAUGAAGGGGUUCGCCACUGUUUCAGGCACAGAUGAAGACACCAUUAUUGACAUUGUGACGCGGAGGAGCAAUGCCCAGCGGCAGCAGCUCAGGCAGCAGUUCAAGUCCCAGCUCGGCCGGGACCUGAUGGCGGACCUGAAAUCUGAGUUGGGCGGAAACUUAGGGCGAGUGAUCCUGGCACUGAUGAUGCCACAGAAGUUUGACGCCAAGCAACUGCGUAAAGCCAUCGAGGGUGUGGGCACUGACGAGCGGGCGUUGAUCGAAAUCCUCACCACGAAAACCAACACGGAGAUAAACCGGCUCAGAGAGGCGUAUACAGAGGGCUAUCACCGAAGCCUGGAGGAGGACAUCGAGUCCGACACGUCCGGUCACUUCCAGCGGCUCUUGGUCUCCCUGGUGCAGGGGAACCGUGAGGAGGGGGACGCUGACCUGACCCGAGCCAUGGAGGACGCAAAGGUGCUGUCUGGAGCUGGUGAUGACGACUCCGAUUCAAUGGAAUCAAAGUUUAUCAGUGUUCUGUGCACCAGGAGCUUCCCCCACCUCAAGAGAGUGUUUCAGGAUUACAUUAAACUAACCAACCGCGACAUCGAGCAAACCAUCAGGAACGACAUCUCCGGGGACCUGAGGAACUCUCUGUACGCCAUCGUCCGUUGUAUUAAGAAUAAACCAGUGUUCUUUGCUGAUCGCUUGUACAAGUCAAUGAAGGGCGCUGGGACGGAUGACAAGACCCUUAUCCGGAUUAUGGUGUCCCGAAGCGAGAUUGAUUUACUGAACAUCCGCAAGGAGUUUAAGGACAUGUUUGACAUCUCGCUCCACGCCUGCAUCGAGGGAGACUGCUCGGGCGACUACUCCCGGGUCCUGCUCACGCUGUGUGGAGGCGAAGACUAGAAGGUCCCGGAACACUGUGCCGUCAACGUGUUCCCCAAGUUUGAAACCGUCCCCCAGUGUGUCACUGCGCUAACCAGUCCCGGUCACUGUGUCCCCAUUAACCAGUCCCGGUCACUGUGUCCCCAUUUA
Molecule: messenger RNA, 5246 nt
Organism: Callorhinchus milii (elephant shark)
Lineage: Eukaryota; Metazoa; Chordata; Chondrichthyes; Chimaeriformes; Callorhinchidae
Biological process (GO): growth plate cartilage chondrocyte differentiation; mitochondrial calcium ion homeostasis; regulation of muscle contraction
Cellular component (GO): cytoplasm; focal adhesion
Molecular function (GO): phosphatidylserine binding; calcium ion binding; calcium-dependent phospholipid binding
Source: RefSeq, a predicted model, not a curated record